AUGGCAAGCUACCGCUUCCUCGUCCAGAAGCUUUUCAGAUUCUUUGCGGGCUGCAAGUUCCUCCAUGUCCUGCGCACGGAAAAUGAGGCGGCCGACACGCUCGCCAAGAUCGCCUCGUCUCGGCAGUCCAUCCCGCCCGGUGUCUCCCUCGAGCACCUACACAAGCCAUCCGUUAGGCCGUCUCCGGACUUCGAGUCCAUCUACGUUCCGGACAACCCGGCUGAACCUCAACCCGGCCCGGGGGCUGAAGCCGUCGACCCGGCCGCUGCCAUCCUCAACCCAGCCGCCGCCAUCCCCAUAGCGGGGGCUGCUCACCCCGGCUCGGGGGUUGCCGCUCCGGAACCCGCCCUGGUGGCAGUCUUCGCCAUGGUAAGUGCCCCAUCUUGGGCCCUGCCCAUCUCGGAGUUCCUGGAAAACGGGGUCCACCCCAUGGAUGAGACAGAAGUCCGACAAGUGCAGCACCGGCCAUCCGUCUAUAGCAUCAUCAAGAACGAGCUCGUCAAACGCAGCUCCAUCGGCGUGUUCCAACGCUGCGUUGAGCAGGACCAAGGCAUUGAGAUCCUCCUCGACAUACACCAGGACGCUGAGUCGCUCAUUCUCAAGUGCGAGGGAUGCCAACGCUUCAGCAAGCGCAGCCACCAGCUGGCGUCAGCGCUCUAG
This is a messenger RNA of Aegilops tauschii subsp. strangulata, 660 nucleotides long. RefSeq lists its product as uncharacterized. NCBI's taxonomy places the organism in Eukaryota, Viridiplantae, Streptophyta, Magnoliopsida, Poales, Poaceae. The record is from RefSeq and is a predicted model, not a curated record.